Molecule: messenger RNA, 1255 nt
Organism: Betta splendens (Siamese fighting fish)
Lineage: Eukaryota; Metazoa; Chordata; Actinopteri; Anabantiformes; Osphronemidae
Exons: 5
Coding region: 223-1218 (331 amino acids)
Biological process (GO): response to bacterium
Source: RefSeq, a predicted model, not a curated record
UGGUCAGAUCAGGAAUACUGUGGUCAUUCAUUUCUGUAACUCAGUUGCAAUAUCUAAAUAUGAAUAAUGUUACUGUUGGUAAUCUAUAAUUUGGAAACACCAGGGUUUCCAAAUUAGGACAUUCAGCGCCGCCUCUCUGUUGGCCAAUCAAAACAUUGUCUCCUCCUUAAGAGCAGAGGACAUGUAACGGGUCUCUACAUUCAUCAAGACGUUUUGGUCAGGAUGACAUCUCUGAAGUUUGCUUUGUGUCUGACUUGUCUGUUACUUUGGAUAACGGCUUCGGCAAAUAACAUUAAACUGUCUGUCCGUCAGGAAGGAGGUUUGAUAUCAGCUAAUGCUGGUGACACAGUGACUUUGCGGUGUUUUUAUGAGGGUGACGUUGUGAUGUUUUUUUGGUAUAAACAAACUCAAGGACAGAAACCAAAGCUCAUGUCUAUCUUGUAUAAAUAUGACCAAAAUAAGAUCACAUUUACAGAUGAAUUCAAAAACAGUUCACGAUUCUCACUGAAAACGAAAUCUGGUAAUUACCACUUAACUAUAUCAGACAUGCGCGUGUCAGACUCUGCUAUUUACUACUGUGCGAGCUGCAGUGCUUACAAUUUUGUGUUUGGAGACGGCGUCACAGUCAGUGUUAAGGGUUCAGGCUCCAACGUCCCGGCUCUGGUGCAUCAGUCGGUGUCUGGGAGCAUCCAGCCAGGAGACUCUGUGACUCUAAACUGUACAGUACAAACUGGGACCUAUGAUGAACAACACAGUGUUUACUGGUUCAAAGACUCUGAAGAAGCUCGUCCAGGACUCAUUUACACCCACGGAGACAGAAAAGAUCAGUGUGUCUACAACUUGCCUCUACAAAGCCUGAAUGCUUCUCAUGCUGAGACCUAUCACUGUGGUCUCGCCUCAUGUGGACACAUUCUGUUUGGAAAUGGAACCAAACUGGACUUCAGGUCAGAUGCAGACUCUCUUGUCCUGGUGUAUUUCUUGGGUGGGGCUUUGGUGUUGACCACCACCCUGACUGUGUUACUAACAUUGCUAGUGUACAGGCUUCAUAAAGCAAACAGCUGCAGAUAUACAGAUUCUCAAGCUUCUUCCACAGUAAAUGCAGAGGGUGAUGAAGAGGCAGACAACCUUCAUUAUGCUGCUUUAAGGAAACAAAGGUUCAGCAGCUCAGAAAAACAGAAAGAACAAAGUCACUGUGUUUACUCUACUGUAAGACAGUAAAACCUCAAAUAGUAUUGCUUGCAAUAAAGUAUCUAAA